GCGUCAUUUGCUUCCUCUGUAAAUUAAGUUUCCCCACCACUCUUCAAUUCUCCCCAGUCUCCAUUGAAAUUGAUUUUUCGUCUUCGCUCUCAUCCAAGAUCAUCGCUUUUCUUCCUCCUAGAGAGGUGCUCAAUAAGUUAUUUUGGUGGGGAGGAAGUCGACAUCAUAAAUCACCCAAGUUGGAGUGCCAAUGGAUCAGAAUGCUACUAUUGAGGAGGGAGAGGGUAGAAAUGGCCUUGAGCUGGUCAGAUCGGUUUCAGAAAAGCAUCUUGAACUUUUGAGGCCUUCUGCCCGAUAUUAUUCCAUAUUUAAAGGGCAACCAACGGAUUCUGCAGAGCGGGAAAAAGGUAAAUAUACCCUGAUUAGAGAUGAAGAAGACUCUCAACUGGGAUUGUAUGACAAACCUCUUCCUUGCUUUGGAUGUGGAAUAGGAUGGUUCUCUUUUCUUGUGGGUUUCUUGUGCCCUCUGACAUGGUAUUAUGCAACAAUUUUGUACUUUGGGAAUUACUACCGCAAGGAUCCUAGGGAACGAGCUGGGCUCGCUGCUUCUGCAAUUGCUGCUAUGGGGUUCUCCGUUAUAUUGUUAAUUAUAGUAUUGAUUCUGCUUUUCUAGCUUUGGUCUUGCUACAAUCCGUAUAUGAAAAGCAUCCAUAUAGAGUUGGUGAUUCCACACUGUUGAGAUGAAUCCAUAAAGCCUAUAUAGUAUUUUUGAAAUUGAAAAUGGAGCAGCACAAGCAAUGUUCUAUAUAGUCUUUUUAUAGAAUCUGCCGUGACUUGUUGAAA
Salvia splendens (bonfire salvia) is the source of this 783-nucleotide messenger RNA. RefSeq lists its product as uncharacterized. The transcript has 6 exons. The record is from RefSeq and is a predicted model, not a curated record. Lineage: Eukaryota; Viridiplantae; Streptophyta; Magnoliopsida; Lamiales; Lamiaceae. The coding region runs from base 191 to 613 and encodes 140 amino acids.